CACUUUGCUAGACGUUCGAAUGUAAGUAUAAGGUUGGCAAAAAGUUGUGGGACCAAAAUUUGUUUUCUGUGCAUGGAUGGAAAGCCAAUGCGCAGGGGUACCAGCGCACGCCCAGACAACACYGGAAUGGACAUCACCGCACGCUGCACACUGGGUGAUCCCAACAAGCUCCCAGAGGGUGUGCCCCAGCCAGCACGCAUGCCCUACGUGUCCGACAAGCACCCUCGCCAGACAUUAGAGGUCAUCAAUCUGCUACGCAAGCACAGAGAACUGUGUGAUGUCGUGUUGGUGGUCGGCGCCAAAAAGAUCUAUGCCCACAGAGUGAUCCUUUCGGCCUGCAGCCCUUACUUCAGGGCCAUGUUCACAGGCGAGCUGGCCGAGAGCCGUCAGACAGAGGUUGUGAUCCGGGACAUUGAUGAGCGGGCCAUGGAGCUGCUCAUUGACUUUGCCUACACUUCGCAGGUUACCGUUGAGGAGGGCAAUGUGCAGACAUUGCUGCCCGCCGCUUGUCUGUUACAGCUGGCCGAGAUUCAGGAGGCUUGCUGCGAGUUCCUCAAGCGCCAGUUGGACCCCUCAAAUUGCCUGGGUAUCCGUGCCUUUGCUGACACCCACUCCUGCCGCGAGCUGCUGCGGAUAGCUGACAAGUUUACACAGCACAACUUUCAAGAGGUGAUGGAGAGUGAGGAGUUCAUGCUGCUUCCAGCCAACCAGCUAAUAGAUAUAAUCUCCAGUGACGAACUGAAUGUGCGAAGUGAGGAGCAGGUUUUCAAUGCAGUCAUGGCCUGGGUCAAGUACAGCAUUCAGGAGCGCCGGCCACAGCUGCCACAGGUCCUCCAGCAUGUUCGUCUUCCUCUUCUGAGCCCAAAAUUCCUGGUGGGAACGGUAGGAUCAGACCCUCUCAUCAAAAGUGAUGAGGAGUGCAGAGACCUGGUUGAUGAGGCAAAGAAUUACCUGCUCUUGCCCCAAGAGCGCCCUCUAAUGCAAGGGCCAAGAACACGCCCUCGGAAGCCCAUCCGGUGUGGAGAAGUGCUGUUUGCAGUUGGCGGGUGGUGCAGUGGGGAUGCCAUCUCCAGUGUGGAACGAUAUGACCCACAGACCAACGAGUGGCGCAUGGUGGCUUCCAUGAGUAAGAGGCGCUGUGGAGUGGGUGUCAGCGUCCUUGACGAUCUUCUCUAUGCUGUUGGCGGCCAUGACGGGUCCUCGUAUCUCAACAGUGUGGAGAGGUAUGACCCCAAGACAAAUCAGUGGAGUAGUGAUGUAGCUCCCACAAGCACGUGCAGGACCAGUGUGGGUGUGGCUGUCCUGGGAGGGUAUCUGUAUGCAGUAGGGGGCCAAGAUGGAGUAUCCUGCCUCAACAUUGUUGAAAGAUAUGACCCCAAGGAGAACAAAUGGACGCGCGUGGCCUCGAUGAGCACCAGGCGCCUGGGUGUAGCCGUGGCUGUACUGGGGGGCUUCCUCUAUGCAGUGGGAGGUUCAGACGGCACGUCCCCUCUCAAUACAGUAGAGAGGUACAACCCCCAGGAGAACCGCUGGCACACCGUCUCUCCCAUGGGCACCAGGAGAAAACACUUGGGCUGUGCAGUGUACCAGGACAUGAUCUACUCCGUAGGAGGCCGGGACGACACCACCGAGCUGAGCAGUGCCGAGCGCUACAACCCCAGGACCAACCAGUGGUCACCUGUUGUAGCCAUGACUUCAAGACGUAGUGGGGUUGGACUAGCAGUGGUAAAUGGCCAGUUAAUGGCUGUGGGUGGCUUUGACGGGACAACGUAUCUUAAAACAAUAGAGGUCUAUGAUCCUGACGCUAACACAUGGAGGCUCUAUGGUGGAAUGAACUAUAGGCGACUUGGAGGAGGGGUUGGUGUUAUCAAAAUGACUCACUGUGAAUCACACAUAUGGUAGCACCUCCAAGUCAAAGGCCUCACCGUCGCAUGUGCCUCCRAAAGAAACAUUGUUUAUCAUGCAAGGAACGAAGUCUAUAUUAACUGUAACACAGCCAUGUUAUUGGCAAGCCAAGGAAAUGUCUUGUGACUACAAGCUUUACUGUUCCUGUGUCAAGUCUGGAAGGCUUAUCUAGGAGCCUACGGUUCAUCUCUCUUCUGUACUUCCUGUAUUAUGACUUGACAAGGCCAAGAGGAACCAACUCUGAAUAGAUCAAUGACAUGAGCUAUUGUUUGACAUCAUGGGGGGAAAACCCUUCAUUUCCUCUUUUUCGGUUACUGAAAUGGAAUACUGCAGCCGCACUUUAAGAUACAGUUCAGAUUUUUGCUGUGGUACCAGUUAUACUAUACCGUUUAGUUUCCAUGAAGAAGAAUCUUCAAAGAGAACUGAAGGUGCAAGAUGUGGUCUCACUGCUUCCCUUGAUCCUCGUUGUGAAAAGUGGAUGAACUUGUUAGGCAGUUUAAAUCUCUAAAUUAAAUGCACUGUGAAUUUUUUGUUUGUUGCUGUUUUUAUUAGUUUGACACACUGAGCAUAACCUGGAUUUCUACGUUCACAACUGGGGUCAAUUGUUGGUACGGUGGCACUUACACAAUAUUACAACAGUUUCAUACAAGAUUGUUGCCCAUUUAAGACUGGACAGGGGAUAUACAUUUUKUGGAGCAACUUUUUUUUUUACAUUGACACAUUUCUGAGACAAGUCUUGCACUUUAAUCUAUUAUAGAUUCUUCUUGAGGAAUUAGUUGCAUUGCGGUUCAUCUAAGACACAGUAAGGAAUAAUGAACUGGUUGAUAUUAUGCACCUCUUAAUUGGUGACCAUGCAAAACAGAUGGACAUUCAGUAAUAUCCUUAGACUUUUUUAAAUUAUGUAAAUCCUGAUGAAUCUCAUGUUACCAUUUGUCACUGCUAUUGAGCAAAAUAUACAAUCAUGUGUUUUGCUGAAACUCAACCCCUGUAAAUAUGUUAUCACCCAAAUGUGUCAGAUUAUGCAAGUGUUCACAAGUAAUUAUUAGCCUGAUCACCAAAUAUUUUUUUUAAUGAAUGUGUCCCUUUGGCUGUGUUCAGCCAGCCCAAUUCUGAUCAUUUUCCCCCCUACUAAUUGGUCUUUUGACCAAUCACAUCAGAUAUGUUUAAGAGCUAACCAGUGGCUGCAUCUACACAGGCAGCCCAAUUGUUUUCCACAAAUUGGUCAGCUGUGAAAAGCUCCGCCUGGAAAAAAUAUCAGAA
Salvelinus sp. IW2-2015 is the source of this 3165-nucleotide messenger RNA. Its product is annotated as kelch-like protein 20. Lineage: Eukaryota; Metazoa; Chordata; Actinopteri; Salmoniformes; Salmonidae. Gene Ontology annotation, molecular function: protein binding. The record is from RefSeq and is a predicted model, not a curated record.